AUGUCUCGUCGCGGUAAAACUGGAGGCAAAGGACAGGCCAAGGCCAAGACUUGCUCCUCCAGUGCCUGUCUCCAGUUCCCCAUUGGCCAUAUCCACCUACUGCUGCAAAAGGGUCACUAUGCCAAGCGUGUUGGGGCUGGAGCCCCCAUCUAUCUGGCUGUUGUCCUUGAGUAUCUGACAGCCAAGAUCCUCAAGCUGGGCAGCAUUGUGGCCUGGGACAAGAAGGCUCGUAUCAUUCCUCACCACCUGCAAUUUGCCAUCCGCAAUGAUGAGGAGCUCAACAAGCUGCUGGGAGGGGUCACCAUAGGCCAGGGUGGGGUCCUGCCCAACCUUCAGGCUGUGCUGUUGCCAAAGAAAACCAACCACCCCAGCAAGGGUUAUGCCUGA
Messenger RNA from Carcharodon carcharias (great white shark), 387 nucleotides. Its product is annotated as histone H2A-like. Gene Ontology annotation, molecular function: protein heterodimerization activity; DNA binding; structural constituent of chromatin. Lineage: Eukaryota; Metazoa; Chordata; Chondrichthyes; Lamniformes; Lamnidae. The coding region runs from base 1 to 387 and encodes 128 amino acids. Gene Ontology annotation, cellular component: nucleosome. The transcript has a single exon. Gene Ontology annotation, biological process: DNA damage response. The record is from RefSeq and is a predicted model, not a curated record.